Sclerotinia trifoliorum is the source of this 1761-nucleotide messenger RNA. The record is from the annotation of a GenBank genome assembly. Lineage: Eukaryota; Fungi; Ascomycota; Leotiomycetes; Helotiales; Sclerotiniaceae.
UCCAGAGCAGCGGAUCAACAUUUAGACUUUCAAGAAAAGUAACUUUUUUAUUUCAUAUUUAGGAAGAGGGGACUUUCGCGAACUCGAAAAAACCCGACCCGUCAUAUUCGAAAGAAGACGUCAUCGAGUCCAAGCUCCAGGCGUAUUUCAAUCCAUUGUGUCCAUGAUUUGCGACAAUAGGUUCGGUCAAUUUAAAUCUUGAAGAUUCCACAAACACUAUGUCUGGCAAGGGAUUAUCUUAUGGUCUCAAUAUCACAAAGAAGCCAAAUGGUGCAAAACAACCUCCUGCGAAAAGGAAACCCAUAUUUGGUGGAGAUGACGAUUCAGAUGAGGAUACCAAAACCGGAGAUGGUGGAAUAGAGGAAAUUGGUGAGCUUGAAGAGGCACCAUCUAACCAAACUGUUGCGAAGCCUAUACAGAAGAGAGGUCCUCAAAUUUUGAUUGGAUCUAAACCAAAACUUAAUCCCUCGAAAAAAGCGCCCAUAAGUAUGUAUGGCGAUCUUUCGAGUUCAUUGACGUCGAAAAAACACGCGGAUACUGCAGAGGAGCUUGAUGCAAAUAUUUAUGACUACGAUGCAGUUUACGAUUCGUUGAAGCCAAAGAAGAAAGUAGUGGUGGAGGAGGAUGAACGGAGGCCGAAGUAUAUGGGCAACCUUAUUGCCGCGGCUGCGGUGAGAAAGCGCGAUUCUACAAUAGCUGAGGAGAAGAAGCUUGCGAGAGAAAGAGAAACUGAAGGGGAUGAAUAUGCGGAUAAGGAGAAAUUUGUGACAUCAGCCUACAAGAAACAACAGGAGGAGAAUCGCCGGUUGGAAGAAGAGGAACGAUUAAAGGAGGGGGAAGAGCAGAGAAAGAAUAAGGGAACAGGGAUGACCAACUCUAUAAAAUAUGCUUGAAAGGGGUGAACAGCUACAUGCUGAAGUAGUAAAGGCUGCAGAGGAAAGGAUUAAACGAGGACCUCAGGAAGAUGCUAUAGAGGAUGAAAACACGAAGACUGAAGCAGAUAUAGCCCGGGAAAUCAACGAGAAACGUGCAGGAACUAUUACAGUCAACGAUGAAGGCCAGGUUGUUGACAAAAGGGAACUACUCAAAGGUGGACUGAACGUGAUACCAAAGGCAAAAUCAGCGUCUAACGCGAGGUUAUCAAGAAGCGGAGGCUCAAUGCCUGAUCGCGGAAGAGGUAAUGCAUUUGUGAAAGCCGGGGGUGGAAAACAAGCUAUGCGUGAACGACAGUCACGAAUGAUGGAAGAACAAUUGGAACAAGCUACCAAGCGAGCUUUAGAAGAAGAGGAAGAAGAAAAGCAGAAAAUCGAAAGAGCUUCUAAGAGUAGAAAGACUGAAGGCGAUAUUAUGAGCGCCAAGGAGAGAUACCUUGCUAGAAAAAGGGAGGCGGAAGAAGCAAAGAAAAGAGGAGAUUGAGGAACUUUCAUAAGUUCUAACAGCAAGAUGCGCUCUGAGGUUCUAGCUGGAAUCCAUAACUAACAUGGAAGCUGGUUGAAAUUAUUUAUACUCAUGGCCGCAAAAGGUUGGUGUAUUAAUAAAGCCUAAGGAAGUCGAGGAACAGAUGGGCUCCAGGGAUUAUAAUCAAGACAUAUAACAGCAUAAUCACGAGCUAUAAGCAAGAGCGAAGUAUAUUGGAUACCCAAACACCCUCGAGGAAUAAUACUCCAUGCCUAUCAUGUCACAUGAAUAGUACAUUUGAGGAUAGUUGAAGCUAGUUCUCGCGUCCAUGCAACUGCAGCAUGUAAAUACAAUAAACAAAAU